This is a messenger RNA of Chiloscyllium plagiosum (whitespotted bambooshark), 2819 nucleotides long. NCBI's taxonomy places the organism in Eukaryota, Metazoa, Chordata, Chondrichthyes, Orectolobiformes, Hemiscylliidae. The record is from RefSeq and is a predicted model, not a curated record.
AGGUUUGCUGAUGGCAGACAUUACCGUCUGAAUCUUCAGCUAUAAGGAGUGGAAGAUGGAUCUUUAUUGAGAUGGGUGGGUUGGUGGGGAGGUAGAUUGCUCGUUGAUGUCAAAAGCAAUUUUAUUGCAAUCGUAAAUCUAUCUAGUGUUGAUUUAUGUUCUCCCCUAUCCUGUGUGGAGCACUAUCGUUCAAAAUCUCACACCCAAGAUUGUGACAGCACCAAAGUGAUUUCAACUUUCCCCUCAAGAUCGAGAAGGAACAUAAAUAAGUUGCUGGAAAAACUCAGCAGGUCUGGCAGCAUCUGUGCAGAGAAAUCAAAGUUAACGUUUCGGGACUGAUGACUCAUUCUCUGUAGCGAAGGAAAGUGUGUUCUACGGAGUAUAAACCAACUGUUGACGAGUAUUUAUCGUCUUCCAGUUCUAAGUGUUAAUAAAAAGCAGCAACAAAUGGCUUUAGAAAAACUGGAAGGAGUAAUUGAGCGAUGUCGUGGUCUACCUGAAAAGGAAUUUAAAGAAGAAGAUCACAUCAUUUUUCAGUCAGCAUCCUGUCAAUGCCUGGAAGAAGGGCAAGCAACUAGACUUUUGGAAAUUCUACAAGAUGAGAAAAACAAGGAUUUUGUUAUCUGCAUGGGCUGGAAUUUUGUUGGUCCUAUUGUCAGUUCUGCUUUGAAAGACCAGCAAGAAACUGAGCACAAGGAAAGCUGCUUAAAAAUACUCAACCAUGUAGUACAGAUAAGUAACCCAAAGGAGCUUCUAGUGGGUUUAUUUGAACAGAUUGAGGAGGCUGUUGGAAAUAACAUAGCCAAAACAAUCCUAUUACUCCUGCAGCCACUUCAGAGAGUACUGUUAAAGAUGGAACAUAAAAAGGCAUAUUCUGUGGGGCUAUCUCUUGCAACUAUUCAUAGCCAACUCUCCAAACUACCUGUACCUUAUUCAAAUGAGCAACGUAAACAGGAUGAAUAUGGACUUUGCAAGUGUUGCAUGGCUGUAACCUCUUUUAUUAAACCAUUUGUGGAUGAAGUGAGUCACACAACAGAAUCUGAGGGAAACCCUUUCCGUAAUGAGCUAAAGGAUGAACUACUGAAAUUUUGCAUGAAAAGUUUGGAAUACCCACUGCUGACAGCACAGUUACGUCCAUUAACUGAAGAGAUUGAGGACAACUCGUUGAGAACUUUUGCUGCUGAAAUUGUGGUUUACCUAUUAGCAAUGGGUGAGUCGCUUCCUGUGUUGAUGGCUCAUCAGUUGCUACUAUCCAGAAAAACAUUGCAAGAGAUUGACCCUCUAAAGGAAGAUGUGAAAUACCCUACAGAUUCGCUGGCAAGCUUGGCAUAUCUUCUAUUUGUUCAGCAUAUUGGCAUUGAUCAAUUUCCAGCUAUAUACAGUCCUGGAUACCUGCUUCUAUUUAAUAUGGAAUAUAUAGCUGCACUAAUUAGCAAGACAGAAGAGUCCAUUUUGUCUAAAGGUCUGGAAUUAUUUGAACAUUGCUUAUUAACAAUUGAAGAUAAUCAUCUCUCUCAUAAGUAUUUGGAAAUGAAGAGUAUUCUUAGUGUUCCUCAGGAUUUAGUGAAGGUGAUGACUCUCUGUCCCAUUGAACAUUUGCGAAAAUGGAGCCUAAAGAUAUUUCAGCAGUACAUAGACAAGUUUGAUCCAGAAGGAAAAUACAAAUUAUUUAGGUGCCUGUUUAAAACUAGCCAACAUGCUGGCGUACAAGGUUAUGUUAUACAAAAUCUUAAAAAUCAGAUUGACCUAGCAUUGAAGCCUGGCAAUGAAAAUGUGUGGUUCUCAGGCCCACAAUUGAUUCCUUUACUUCAUUCAGUCCUUUCACUUCCUGAAGGAGCAGAAACAGACUUGCUUCAAAACUCCGAUAGGAUCAUGGCAUCGCUGAAUCUUCUAAGGUACCUUGUAAUUAGGGAUAAUGAGUGGGAGAAUCAAACUGGAUUAUGGACUAAUCUUUUCUGGAUUGAUAGCUUCCUGAAACCACUGCGCACUGCUUUGAAUAUGUCUAGGGCUCAUUAUGAAGCAGAGAUGAGAAACAAAAGAGAGAACCAGAAAACCAAAGAUACCGUUGAAUGUGAAAUGCAAUGUUCGUUGACAGUUGGUGGUAAAAAGUUACCAAAAAUGACCACAGCUAUGCAGUUGGAGGUUCUGCAGUCAGCUAUCUACACAUUUGAUGUAAUGGAAAGUGUACAAGCACGCAUAGAGGAGCUAGUUGAGGCAAAGAUGAAAUCCCGAGCAGAAGAGAAAAAUGUGGCUUCAUCGUUUAUUUAGGGAACAGUGUGAAAAUUGGAAGAAUAUAAUUUCUGACUUCCUAGUCUCAACUAGAGGAAUUCACUUUAAAUGCUCCUCUUCAAGCCAGUCUUUAUGCAGGAUAAUUUCAAAUACUUUCAUCAGGUAUUCAUAUUAAAGAGACUACACAGAUGAGGUCAUAGUAUACAAAUGUAUUUGAAGUUUGAGAAGAAUUUUCAGUUUUAUUUGUCACUGCUUAAGUUUCUAAUGAUUACAAUGAACACCUGCGGGUAGUUAAGAAUUAAUGACGAAAUGAUGUUUGUAAAUAAAAGAGCCACAUAGAACUACUUAAAUAUCAUGUUUCAUAUGUAGGCAAUGGGAGCUAUUCUCACCAAAUAAUAGAGACAGGAGAGAAAAAUAUCUUGAAAACUUAUUGAUUAAUUUAUUCAGAAAAUGUGCAGUCCCAGACUUUUUGGUUGGUAGCAAAGUGAUGAGACUCACCAUAGACUUCGAAGAAAAGGUUUUAGAUUAGAUUAGAUUCCCUACAGUGUGGAAACGGGCUAUUUAGCCCAACAAGUCCACACUGACCCUCC